GUGCAUUAUAUUUUAAUUUUUAACUUAUUUUAUUCAGCUUGAAAUUUAAAUUUUUUACAUUAUUUAAGAUAAGAAUAUAUUAAUUGAAAAUAAAUUUAAAGUAGAAAUACAAACAAAGUAAAAUGUCAGGAGAAACGGAUAGUAAUCGUAGAAAAUCUCGAUUAAAACAACUUCUUGAUAUGGGAACGGACCUAAAAAAACACAAUGAUAGAGAAGACUAUGAAAUGAUUGAUAAAAUUUCUGAAAUUAUUCAAGAAACGGAUACUAUUAAUCGAUCUGUUGAUUUACAGAAGCAAAAUCAUGAUACAACUGAAGUUAUUAUGGAUGCCCAAAUCGUACAAAUGAGCCAUGAGUUAAUUGGUGAAGUAAUGCAAAAAAUUGGUGCAAGUGAGUUUGCAGAUGAAGAGUGGAUAAAUGCAAUCAUGGCUAUUGUCUAUAAAAACGAUAACGAAAACUGGGAUAAAAUUACGGAAAUUGCUGGAAGUGUAUGUAAAAUGGUAAAGUUCUCACCGAGUUUUUUAAGUGAUUACGAUUUUAAAGCUGAUUCGGAAGAAAAAGUUGUUAAAGAAAGGCAAAGAAAAACAAAAUCGAAUAGAGGCGAAGAAAUGAGACCAGAAAAUCUUAGUCAAAUUGAAAAACGAGAUGGAAAUUUGGAAAAUAUGAAUGUGAUAUAUAGAAGAAUUUUAGAAAUAUAUUCAAAUAAUAAAAGCCAACCAAUUCCUUAUUAUAAAUUAGUGAUUGAUCCACAUAAUUUUAUGAAUACAGUACAUAAUGCAUUUCGGGUAGCAUUUUUAGCUAGAGAUAAAUCUGUUAAGAUAUGGAAAGAAGAUGAUGGAUUCCCAUAUUUACAACCUUUAAACAAAGCAGAAAAAUCCAGUGCUUCAAAUGAUACAAUACAAGCUAUAUGUACACUGAAUUUAAACAUUGUAGAUGAAAUGAUACAAAAGUACAAAAUCAAAGAAGCUUUAUUGAAGAGAGAUUGAUAUAUUAAGUAGAUUAACAAUGUUAAAAAUAAAUGCACUUUUUACUUAGUUUAUUAUUAUUAGUAUAUGUUACAGCAAUUCGACAUAUAAUUUUUAAAUAUACUUUUCCAACUAUAUAUGUAUAUAUAGUUCUACAACUUUUAUAUCAGUGUCUGGU
Condylostylus longicornis is the source of this 1140-nucleotide messenger RNA. It is a transcript of the gene Nse4, whose product is annotated as non-structural maintenance of chromosomes element 4 homolog A. The record is from RefSeq and is a predicted model, not a curated record. Bases 123 to 983 code for a protein of 286 amino acids. The transcript is spliced from 2 exons. Gene Ontology annotation, cellular component: Smc5-Smc6 complex; nucleus. Gene Ontology annotation, biological process: DNA repair. Lineage: Eukaryota; Metazoa; Arthropoda; Insecta; Diptera; Dolichopodidae.